CGCGGUCACACAGUGGUUAUUUUUGUUUAUUAUUAUCGCGUCGCUCGUUGCGCGCUGGUUUACUUUUUGAAAAGUGCGUUCGUUAGCGCGAGUGGGCAGCGUCCCAAACGUCGUAGAUUCCAUCGCCUGAGCCACCAAGAACAAACUAUUUCCUUACAUAACUGCGGAAUACUUCGACUCAGCAGAGAGCCACGCGACGGAAGGCAGUCAACAAAGACACGCAAGUGCUUGCACACACUGGGCUAUUAUGCAAAUUGCGCCACUGCAGCUGGUCUAAGAGUGCAAGGAAGGGCGACCGAGCAACACACACACAAAGUGCCUGGGCAGAACGAGCGCAACCGCCUCCCCAAUCAGCUGUGAUCUCUGCGGUCGGGCCUCCAUCGAGUGGGCGGAGAAUGGGCGGGAUGGGGGGCGGCGGGCUGCUGGACAUCUACUCCAUGGCCUGGGAGCACCUGAGACCCGGAAGCUCGCCCGUCGACUGGUGCGAAGGCAAUUACUUGAUUUCAUCCAACAUCGCCGAGUUCGUGAACACGUUUAGCAACUUUCUGUUCAUCCUACUGCCGCCCGUCCUGAUAAUGCUCUUCAAGGAGUACGGACGCUUUGUGACGCCCGGAAUCCACGUCAUCUGGGUGCUGCUCAUCGUGGUUGGCCUGAGUUCGAUGUACUUCCACGCCACCCUCAGUCUAAUUGGCCAGCUGCUGGACGAACUGGCCAUCCUCUGGGUCUUCAUGGCUGCCUUUUCGCUCUUCUAUCCGAAGCGCUACUAUCCCAAGUUCGUGAAAAACGAUCGCAAAACCUUCAGUUGGCUCAUGCUCUUGUCGGCGAUUGCAGCAACGGGCUUGUCAUGGUGGAAGCCCAUUGUUAACGCCUUUGUUCUCAUGUUCAUGAGUGUGCCGACCAUGCUAAUGCUAUACACAGAGCUGCAGAGAGUUAGUGACCAGAGGGUCUACCGCCUGGGCAUCCGAUCGACGACCGUCUGGGCAGUUGCGGUGUUCUGCUGGAUCAAUGACCGGAUCUUCUGCGAGGCCUGGUCCUCGAUCAAUUUUCCAUACCUGCACGGCUUCUGGCACAUAUUCAUCUUCAUAGCAGCCUACACGGUGCUGGUGCUGUUCGCCUACUUCUACGUGGAGUCGGAGCUGCCCCAGCGACAGCCGCUGUUGAAGUACUGGCCGAAGAACGAGUUCGAGUUCGGGAUACCCUUCAUUUCGAUCCGGAACCCAGAUUCGAAAGAUUGGCUCGUCUACUGCAGCCUGUACAUGCAGGACUAUGACUAUGACUACAAGCACGGAAAGAACUAAGGCAAGCAAUCGGGUGGAGCGCCUUCUCCAAACAGAGACAUACACAGCGUGAUAUAAGUUAGAGUUGCGGAAGGAGGAACAACUAAAUUAUUUAUUAACUACAAAGCUCGCCUGCUCAGCGCGGAAACCAAAUUAUGUAUAGCUGCCAUAUGGAGCGAUAGCUUAGGAAGUAUGUAUGAUUUACUUAGGCUAAACGAAUGUCGACAAAUGUACUGCGUUAGGAAUGCAAGCUCUCUUGUUUAGUCGCAAUAAAGAAUAGUAUUUCA
Drosophila simulans is the source of this 1564-nucleotide messenger RNA. It is a transcript of the gene bwa, whose product is annotated as alkaline ceramidase. NCBI's taxonomy places the organism in Eukaryota, Metazoa, Arthropoda, Insecta, Diptera, Drosophilidae. Gene Ontology annotation, cellular component: membrane. The transcript has 5 exons. Gene Ontology annotation, biological process: ceramide metabolic process. The record is from RefSeq and is a predicted model, not a curated record. Gene Ontology annotation, molecular function: hydrolase activity, acting on carbon-nitrogen (but not peptide) bonds, in linear amides. Bases 396 to 1298 code for a protein of 300 amino acids.